This is a messenger RNA of Papilio xuthus (Asian swallowtail), 856 nucleotides long. It is a transcript of the gene Polr3G, whose product is annotated as RNA polymerase III subunit G. Gene Ontology annotation, biological process: transcription by RNA polymerase III. The record is from RefSeq and is a predicted model, not a curated record. NCBI's taxonomy places the organism in Eukaryota, Metazoa, Arthropoda, Insecta, Lepidoptera, Papilionidae. Gene Ontology annotation, cellular component: RNA polymerase III complex. The coding region runs from base 189 to 845 and encodes 218 amino acids. The transcript has a single exon.
GUUCUGUGGUCUUUGUUGACUUUUGAGUGAGUUUGACUUUGACAUCUGGAUGUCAAUAUUUGAAAAGUCACAAAACAGAAAGAUAACCUUAAAAUUUAGACAUAAAUACUUUCAUAUUUCCAUUGAAUAUAUAUUUCUUAUAAUUCGUUGGAUUGUUUCACUUUAAAUGAAAGUAAAACUUUAGAAUAAUGGGUAGCCGAGGCCGUGGCAGGGGAGGGGGACUCUCAUUUACACAUGAACAACUUCAAUCUUUUGGUAUAAAUCGAGGUGAAAAUACUGCAACAACUCUCGCUCCGCCACCAUUAUUUCCGAAACUUGAAGCGAAACCUUUGCCUCUCAACUGUGAUGCGGCGACUGAUUAUAUGGUGAUUGUAAAGGAUCAAUUUAUAGAGUAUUUACAUGAGUCGCCGGCGUAUGUUAAACCGAAUACACGUACAGAUGGUAUAGAACGUUAUUCGGAUAAAUAUAAGCAAUUGGCACUGGAUGCUAAGCGAGGUAAAGUACUGGAUUGUGUUUGGGAAAACAUGCCGGCGGAGUUAAGACCGCAAGCGAACAGAAUUCGAAUCACAUCACGAAAGCGUAAACUGGACGAUGCAAAUGUAUUGAGUAAAAAACUUCAAACUCUUGAAAAGAAAGAGACUUUGGAUGAAAACAAUGCGACAGAAAAUAAGGAUGAGAAUACUGUCAAAAAAGAGAAUGAGAAUGAAGAUGACGAAGAGUUGGAGGACGAAGAGGAGCAGGAAUAUGAAAUUGAUGAAGGCACAGACUAUGCCAACAAUUACUUUGACAACGGAGAAGAUUAUGAUGAGGAAGAUGACAAUCUUGAUGAUGGGCCUGUUUAUUAAUAAUGCAGUGG